This is a messenger RNA of Fraxinus pennsylvanica, 1113 nucleotides long. The record is from the annotation of a GenBank genome assembly. NCBI's taxonomy places the organism in Eukaryota, Viridiplantae, Streptophyta, Magnoliopsida, Lamiales, Oleaceae.
AUGAGCGGUGCCGGCGGCCAGUAUCCGGAUUUUCCGGCCGUGGCGACCCACGGCGGAAAAUACAUAAAGUACAAUAUCUUUGGAAAUUCAUUUGAGAUCACUGCAAAGUAUCGGCCGCCAAUCAUGCCCAUCGGCCGCGGGGCAUAUGGCGUCGUGUGCUCGAUUUUGAAUACGGAGAGUAAUGAAAUGGUGGCGAUGAAGAAAAUAGCAAAUGCUUUUGACAGUUAUAUAGAUGCGAAGAGGACUCUUCGAGAAAUUAAGCUUCUUCGUCAUUUGGAUCACGAAAAUGUGAUUAGCAUAAGAGAUGUAAUUCCUCCUCCUUUAAGAACGGAAUUUACGGAUGUCUACAUUGCCACUGAACUCAUGGACACGGAUCUUCAUCAGAUAAUUAGAUCUAAUCAGAGCUUGUCUGAAGAACAUUGUCAGUAUUUCCUGUAUCAGAUUCUUCGAGGUUUGAAAUACAUACACUCGGCUAAUGUAAUCCAUAGAGAUAUGAAGCCCAGCAACCUGCUGCUGAAUGCUAAUUGCGAUCUUAAGAUCAUUGAUUUUGGUCUUGCACGGCCUACCUUGGAAAAUGAGUUCAUGACUGAAUAUGUUGUGACCAGAUGGUACCGGGCUCCUGAGCUGUUGCUUAAUUCCUCGGAAUAUACUGCUGCAAUAGACGUGUGGUCUGUAGGUUGCAUCUUCAUGGAACUUAUGAACCGAAAACCUUUGUUCGAGGGAAAAGAUCACGUGCAUCAGAUGCGCUUGGUGACGGAGCUUCUGGGCACUCCCACAGAAUCUGAUCUUGAUUUCAUCCUAAAUGAAGAUGCAAAAAGAUAUAUCCGGCAACUUCCACGACAUCCCCGUCAGCUGUUAGCAAAGGUUUUUCCACAUGUAAAUCCAUUAGCCAUCGACCUAAUUGAUAAAAUGCUGACAAUCAAUCCUGGAAAGAGAAUUACAGUUGAAGAAGCUUUGGCGCACCCUUAUCUUGCAGGACUGCAUGACAUAGCCGAUGAGCCAGUAUGCUCAGAACCAUUCGCUUUUGAUUUCGAGCAGCAAGUCUUAACAGAAGAGCAGAUAAAGGAUAUGAUUUACCAGGAAGCUUUGGCUCUAAAUCCAGAGUAUGCUUAA